AGUACACUCAUAAAGCUCCAGCAGCGGGGCGGAGAGACCCGGACCUGGACCUGGACCCGAUGGGAGAUGGAGGUCCGGGUCUCGCAGCCUCGGCUGGUCCUGGUCUUCAGCGGGAAGCGGAAGUCCGGGAAGGAUUACGUCACAGACUGGAUUCAUGAGCGUCUGGGAGGCGACGUCUGCUGCAUCCUGCGUCUGUCCGGACCCCUCAAACAGCAGUACGCCCAGGAACACGGUCUGGACCUGGACCAGCUACUAGGACCAGGUCCCUAUAAGGAGCAGUACCGGGCCGACAUGAUCCGCUGGGGGGAGAGUCGACGGAACCAAGACCCUGGCUUCUUCUGUCGCCUAGCAACCAGAGAAGCCCACCAACCUGUGUGGAUGGUGAGCGAUGCCCGGCGGCUGUCAGACCUGCAGUGGUUCAGGUCGGAGUUUCCUCAACAGACUCGGACUGUCAGAGUUCAAAGUUCAGAACAAACCAGGAUGCAGAGGGGGUGGAGCUUCACCACAGGUGUGGAUGAUGCCGAGUCAGAAUGCGGCCUGGACAGCCACGCUGAAUUUGAUUGGAUCAUCACUAACGAAGCCGACGCCCCCUCGCUGGAGGACCAGCUGCGGCCAGUCCUGAAGCUGGCCGAAGAAGCGUCUUCCUCUUCAGGGGUCAGUCACAGCUGACCCCCAUCACUUGAAUCCAUGCCGAGCGCGUGCAGACCGACUUCUCAAAACAAACUCACCGUGGAAACAUGGUCCGAUUCCAGGGGCUUCCGCCGAGAAUUAAAGUUUCUGAAAUGUGAGUGUGAGUUUCUACUGAUAGAAUAAAAGUUUUAAUGCAAACUUCACG
This is a messenger RNA of Salarias fasciatus (jewelled blenny), 835 nucleotides long. It is a transcript of the gene pmvk, whose product is annotated as phosphomevalonate kinase. Gene Ontology annotation, cellular component: cytoplasm. Gene Ontology annotation, biological process: isopentenyl diphosphate biosynthetic process, mevalonate pathway; cholesterol biosynthetic process. Lineage: Eukaryota; Metazoa; Chordata; Actinopteri; Blenniiformes; Blenniidae. Gene Ontology annotation, molecular function: phosphomevalonate kinase activity. The transcript has 5 exons. The record is from RefSeq and is a predicted model, not a curated record. Bases 67 to 669 code for a protein of 200 amino acids.